AUGCCGCAGCCAAUUAAGACUGAAUUUGCUGUGAAAAUGUCAUGUAACAGCUGUGUAAAAGCUGUUACCAAAGUAUUGCAAGGAAUUGAUGGUAUCCAAUCAUUUAAUAUCAAUCUGGAGAGGCAGCAAGUGAUUAUUGAUUCCACUCUUCCUGCAUUUAAGCUAAAGGAAUUGAUAGAAAAAACUGGGCGACAAGCAGUUUUAACAGGUUUUGGCAUUACAAAUACAGAAACUCACCUUGGAGCUGCAGUAGCUGCCAUAGACACUGGCAACAAUGUGAAGGGUGUUAUUCGAAUGGUGCAAGCUACUCCUGAAUCAUGUAUCAUUGAAGGAACUAUAGAUGGACUAACACCUGGUAAAAAUACUGUGUGUAUUCAUCAACUUGGUGAUAUAUCUGAUGGAUGCAACAGCUGUGGGGAUGUUUACAGUAUUAUUGAAAGUUUCAAUAAGACAACUGGAAAUAUACAGGCAGUAGAUACAUCUGAAGAUGGCAGAGCAACAUUUCAUAAAGAGAUCAAAAACUUGAAACUCCAUGAGAUAGUUGGACGUUCAGUUGUCAUUCAUGAAGGUGACUUAAAUGCUUUGGAAAAAGGCAGUACUGUUAGAGUUGGUUGUGGCAUAAUUGCACGUUCUGCAGGAAUCUUUGAAAAUGCUAAAAUGUUGUGUGCCUGUGACGGUGUCUCUAUUUGGGAUGAACGCAACAGACCAAUUGCUGGUGUUGGAAGAUCAACUAUAGAAACUCCAUCUGCCAAAAUAUAA
Molecule: messenger RNA, 759 nt
Organism: Acanthosepion pharaonis
Lineage: Eukaryota; Metazoa; Mollusca; Cephalopoda; Sepiida; Sepiidae
Source: the annotation of a GenBank genome assembly